Messenger RNA from Protopolystoma xenopodis, 1464 nucleotides. The record is from the annotation of a GenBank genome assembly. Lineage: Eukaryota; Metazoa; Platyhelminthes; Monogenea; Polystomatidea; Polystomatidae.
AUAGCACAAUUGUCGGCUCGGAGUCGACAUCUCAUUGAGUCGGCGCGUGAUCAGACCUACGCCGGUCUAGAGGCAUAUUGCGCCCAGGUUUGGCCACAUACUCCACAUGGUCGGAUGGGUCGACUUCUGCUGCGAUUACCUGCUUUGCGCCGUCUCUCGCAUUGUCUUCGUCUCCGACUCCCACUCCCUGCACCCGGAGACACCACUCGGCGUGAUGAUGCUGGAAAGAAAAGAGUGGUACAACCUCAAGAUUCUAGACAUCCUGCCCCCUUAGAAACGGGAAUACCAGCCGCUCCUCAGCAGCAGACACUACUACAGGGAUCCACUCUCGGUGACAGACUGCACGCAGCUGUUCUCGCUUACUUAACUCAAGUAUUUUUGAAGCUUGAUGAUGCUGCUACUGGAAAUUCUUUCUCUGAGAAAACAAGUGAUAAAGAUGAUGAAUCACAACUGGUGGAAGAGGCGUAUGAUAACGGCGACCAGAGUGAGGAUGAGACUGAUGAGAGUGUUUGCACCGAAGAAAAUGAAGGGCAUUCUGACGAGGAGGACGAGGAGAGAACAAAUAUCGAUGAUAACAGUAACUUUGACAAGAAGCGACCUGGCGCUAGCUACGAAACAAAAGUGGGAAUAGCAAAUAUUACAAGACCAAUAAAGGCUUGGAAGAGUCUUGAUCAACUCUGUGAGACUCAUAUUAAACAAGAAGAUGUUGGAUGGUCUUUGAAUAAGAAAAUGGCAGAAAUGACAGCCGAUCACAUACUUUCUGAUGGCCUGUUCGUCGAUCCGACUCAUAACAAAUUUGAUGUUGUACCCACGAGCACCUCAAAUGGGACAAGAGGAGUAAUUGCUGGUUCCAAAAAAACCGGUGUUGCAGACUCGAAUUUUGUAUCUUCGUCAGCAGCGAUCAUCGAAGAAUCGGAGGAUAGGGAAGAUGAUAAAAGGCACAAAGCUGGUAUGGGCGACGACCUGGCUUGCUUGCUCUCAGACUCUGAGGCCUGUGGUGAUAUGCCUCAGGUGACAGAAGUCUCACCACAAGUUGUAGCUACGCCAUCGGUUGUCAACACUCCAUUGGCUACAGUCGAUGAUUCUGCUGGCGGUAUAACCUCGUUAUCAUCAUCAUCAUCAUCCGUCCCUUCGUCGCAUGCCAGCCUCCACUCGAUUUCCACAUCUUCCUCCUCGUCCUCUUCAUCUUCUUGCACUUCUUCCUCUUCCUCCUCCCUUCCUACACCCCCUCAUCAUUUGGCCAGUCCCGGGCUAUUGACGCCAGGCGACGCCCGUUCCGAAACUCCCGAUUGCCCUUCUCCUUUACCCUCUCCUCCUCCCAGUCUCUUGUCACCUAUCCACACUACUAAUGUUGCCACUACCACCGUCAGCUCCGCUACCGGUUCUACAACCAAUUUGCAACAACAACAACAGCAGCACUUGCUAUUUUCGACUUCUCACUUACCCACUAGUUACAUUGGUUGA